AUGAUCUUACAAGGAGCACUCCUAAAAAAGGCAAUAGCCAUGGGAGCUAUUGCACUAGCCUAUCUGCAAGGCGCUAAGUGUAUACCAGAAGACAAGGAAGUGGUUUUAGGAAAUUUGUACAAGUAUUGGUGCAACAAGACAUCUUCCAUAGAAAAACAGGUUGAAAUCUGUAGUAAUUUUAUUAGCAAAGCUGAGUCUAAGUCUAAAAAAAUGUCACUUGACAGUAAUAGCUAUAUAGAGGCAGCGAAGAACAGCAUGGCAGAAAUAGAAAACAGUUUUCCUUCUUUCAAAAAAAACUGGAAAGAGUUGGAAAAGCUGCUGAACCUACUGGCAGAGGUAAAUGACUAUAUUAAACAAAGACAAGAAAAUUCUAACGAUAAAAAAGAAACUAGCUUCACAGACUUAAUGGAAGCUGUUCCUGAUGAUACGAUGGAAAUUUCCUCUGAUGAUAGAGAAGACACUACUCCUUAUGGUAGAUUAAGCGUUGUUUUUAAAAUAAACAGGAUAAAAACUAAUGAACUGGAAAGAAUACUGCCAGAGAUGCUUAAAAGUAGCACUUUGAUAGUUGAAAAAAUAUGCGAAUUCAAUUCAUACAUGCUCGACUUUAUAGAAAAGUAUGAUGAAAAGAAAGGCAGCAGCAGCAAAAUAGAAGAUCUUAUGCUAUUUAAGCUAGCAAGAAGAAACAAGAUGUUCCCUGCCAGCAUAAUAUUCACUUUCUUUGAAAUGGAGCAGCCAGAAUCUACUUUUGAUGACGAAAUAGACAGAGAACAAUUCGACUCCACACGUGAUUCUUUAAAUAGCUAUGCAGAUGAUGGUGAUAUCAUGCUUUAUACAAUUAAUGUAAUAAAUAGUAUACAGCAAAAAAAAAUGCACCAAUUAGCAGCUGCCGAUAAACAUUUUCAAAGUAUGUUCGGUAAAUAUGGGCUUAUUGAUAAUGAAGAUAAAAAAGUGUUAAAAAUAUAUUUUAAUCUAUCAGGAAGCAUUCUUUCUGAUAAAGAAAUCGCUAAAUAUGCAUGCAUCUCACCAAGAGAAGUUAUAAAAACGAUAUUAAUCGAACAUCUAAUGGAUGGAUCUCUUAUAAACUACAAGAAAAACAUUUUGUUUGCCAAUUUGGAAAAAAUAAUAUUGAAUAAUGCACCAUGGAAGGACGAAAUGAUUAAUUCUCUGAGAAUGCUAUGGGAUGACUGGCAUUGCGAUUUAAGAAAAGAAAAGCUGUGUCCUAGAACAUUCUGUAAAUGGAGUAAAAUUCAUCCUUUUUUCUUUGAAAAAGUAAAAAGUAGUAUUAUGUAUUCCAGAUGGGUGUAUGUACUAGGUAAACAUAGCUCAAGUAUACCAGCUUCGUCUUCAAGAGAGGAACUAGCAAAAGAAUUGCACUUUGACAUGUCUUAUCUACACCCUAUGUGGUACAUGUGCAAGCAAUACGAGAGAGUUGCCCACUUAGAUAAGCCAGAUCUUGAACUCGGUGAUGCAACAUUCAUGGGCAGAAUAGGAAAUUUGAUCUUAAUUGUGCCACUCAAAAUAAGCAAAGGUGAUGACAAUUUCAUACGCGCAAUGAAUAUGAAAAGCUUCAUGAACACAACUUUUUCAUCAGCGCCAAUUAAACCUACAUUUGAAAUUAUUUGCGAUCCCAACGAACAGAAUACGCUUUCUAAAGCAGACAAAAUGGUUGAAAGCGUUCUUCAAUGUUUUCAACUUGGUUUUUAA
Molecule: messenger RNA, 1704 nt
Organism: Nematocida minor
Lineage: Eukaryota; Fungi; Microsporidia
Exons: 1
Coding region: 1-1704 (567 amino acids)
Source: RefSeq, a predicted model, not a curated record